GCGAGAAGCUUGCUAUUGUGGUGCGAUUAUGGGGCACGGUUCAACGGGUUAUGGUUAGUGCAAGUAGUAAAAUGGCGGACACACGGAGCACCCUUUUGGAGUGCUCCGUAAAAAUCCGGCAAGGGAGAAAGUGGAAAACAAGAUGGUGUGUGAUGUCGAGACAAAGUCCAGUUUCGGCCGAAGUCAUUCUGAAGUUCUACAAGGACCAGAAUGCCCUGUUGAACAACAAGGAGCUGGGUCGUGAGCAGGUUUGCGUCUCAGCUGCCAACUACAAUGGUCUGGAAUACUGCUACAGAUACCCCAAGAACAUCCAUGUCCUGACGAUCGUUCUUUCCCAAGCCGUCAUCUUGCUGUCGUUUGAAACUCAUGAGAGGUUGUUGGAAUGGUACCACAAGAUAAAGAAUACAUUACCUUCAGCUGUUGAAUUCAAGAUCAGGGUAUCGAUUCCCAGCAAGGGUAAGCUGCCCUCGGGUCGAGCGGCUUUCUACUUCUACAAUAACCACUUUGCCAUCACGCCAGAAACUCCAACCAGACUUAUUUGUGCCUGGAAUCUAAAGCAUGUCAUCCGCUAUGGAAGCUUUGAAGGGGGAUUCGCCUUCUCAGUCAAAGUCCUCCACUCUGCAAAGAGCAGCAACCAUCUUCUUCUUGUCGAUGAUCCGGAAAUCAUCAAGAAUCAUUUCGAUGCUGCCACGCUCAAACACUUGCCAAGUCGAUGGUCCACUCAUUCCGAACCAAAUCCAGCAAAUCGUGAUGAAGAGCAAGGCACGCUCGCUGCCGAGAGGCAAAGGUUACUCAAUGCAAAUGCCAAAGACAUUAGAUAUGCUUCAGAACAAAGGGGGGAGCAUGAAAGAACGAUGGAAAGAAUUUUGGAAAGAACGAUGGAGAGUAAAGAAAAUGAAGAACCGCAUGAAGGAGAUGCUCUUAUGUCUGGAGCAGACCUGAAUAGAAAUAUGCAGUUUCAUUCAGAUUUGAGAAUGUCCAGAGAAGUAAUUGAAUUGUCAGAUAUGGGAAUGCGAGAGAGCCAGUCGUGGACAAGUGUGGAUAGAAGUGUGGAGGGAAGCUCUCAAAGUAGGACAGAAGGAAACUCGAGAAGUAAUCUGUCGGGAGAGGAGACUGCGUUUGAGCAUGAAAUGUUGCUUUGUCCGCAAAAGAACACUCCCAUCAGGGAGCAGGAAUAUGAAGUGAUGGCUUCCUUUGAUCAUUAUCGAUCAUCGAUUCAUGAGGACGUGGACAGUGGGAGGCCCUGUCAACAUCGAAGUCACCUCGAAGGCAACAAAGAGACUCAUUCGACGAGUCACAGUAGAAGCCAUCGAGGAGGAGGAGGUACGGGUGGAAGCCAGAGAUGUAUCGAGGAUCUUUGCAACACGGGCAGAUUCAAACUGCCCCAUGCAGCGACUCCGGAUGAAAGAGAGUAUGUCAACUUGCCAAGUCCGAAAAGGACACUCUCCAAUACACUUCCCGCUUGUAGAAGCAAAAGGAGCACGCAAGUGCUUCUUACCUUGCCAAAACCUGAAACCUUGGAAAGCUUUAAUUAUUCGCCACCUUCUUCCCCUCCACCCCCUCCUCCUGUCCAUAAACGAACACACAGCAGCUUCACUUCUCUGAAGGAGACUAGCAUCCAUGUAGGAUUGUAUCCAAGUUUAGAUUUCACCGGGGACCCCUUUGGAUCACUUCCAGAAGAUACAAACAUUCUUGUUCCUAUUCCGUUUGACCACGCCACUCUAGUGAAACCCGUAGGUCCAAUAGCAAGGUUAAAAAGGAACUCCCAGGACAGUGAGACUUCAUCUUACAUAGCCAGUGGAUCGGACUAUGACAGUUCUCAUUACUCCAGUGCAGCAAGCUCGCGACACAACAGCUUCGAUCGCGACACCUUCCUACUGAAGCCUCCUCCCGUGCCGCUCAAGUCGGCCAACCUGCGACUGCCAUCCAUCGAAACGCUACUGUCCAAUCACCCUGAAAACUUCAGCAGUGAGAGACUGAAGAUUGCUGGACUAUCAAGAACUUCAUCACCUUUGCAAGACAACCUGCCACCUAUCCCACCAAAACCAGAUCAUCUUCGUGGUAGACCACUCCCUAGAGGUCCACCAUCACCGAUCAGUCCGACUGGGUGCCCACCUUUCCUUCCUCCCAGAAAGCGAUGCAAUACUGUUCCUUCUUUCACAACCGAAGAGGGCGACACUGAAUGGGUGGAGUUGCCAGACGAGAAAGAUGAAGGUUACCUCAUCAUGAAGCCUGCCUACGACAACAAGCUCAAAUCCAUGCACACAAGAAGCAAGAGUGUACCGGACGAGGAAACGGCUCACUCCCAAACCUUGCCACUAACGCAAAGAUCCUGGCAGAUGCCUUCUCCAAGGAUGCAGUCUCCAGGAACGCCAACCUUCUCAGAACCCUGCAGCCCCAUCAUGGAGUUCAUCCCCCAGAGUCCUAUCCACAAUGCGGGAGACAUGAGGAUACAAACAUUGAAGCGGUCGGCCACCAUUGGUGGGUUUGGGCGCCGCGCGGUGCGGUCUCCGAGCUUCCUUGCAGGACGGCGACCUAGCCUGCUGAGGGGUUCCCGACAGAGGAGGUCAUUGAGCUCUGAUCCUGGCAACAGCCACAGGACAUCGGACAUCUCGCUGAACAGUGCACCAAUGCCGAGGAGGAGAAGGAGCGAUAAAUAUGGGUCUCUGGAUAUCAGGUCCAUGAGUCUACUGAACACCAGGCUUGAGGACUUCAAGGAUGAGUGCCAAGAGGUUCCUCCCUCGCCAUCCAACACCACAGCCUUCUAUCCUGAUGACUUCCAACAUCUCAAAGACGAGCUGGACAAGUUUGCUGGUCCCCUUUCUCUGUCACCUCCAAGCUCGGUGAACAGUCCUUCAAGGAGCCCCCCUCUGACACCUGCUUUCAGUGAGGAGAGUAUCCAUGAUGAGCCAGACCAGAUGCACAGUCUUCCGUGAGGAUAUUGUCUGAAGACAUCACUGAAGGAAUUGUCUGAAGUUAUCCUCCGAAGACGUUGUCUGAAGACAUCAUCCAAAGACGUUGUCUGAAGACAUCAUACAAAGAUGUUGUCUGAAGACAUCAUCCAAAGACGUUGUCUGAAGACGUCAUAUGAAUACAUCUUGUGAAGGCAUCAUCUGGAAGUGAGGAUAUUGUCUGAAAACAUCACUGAAGGUAUCCUCCGAAAAGGUUGUCUGAAGACAUCAUCCAAAGACGUUGUCUUAAGACGUCAUAUGAAUACAUCUUCUGAAGGCAUCAUCUGGAAGCAUCAUCUGAAGGAAACCUAGGAGGUAUCAUCUCAGGACAUCCUGAUAAAGCCGUUGCAACAUGAUCCCGCCUGACUUUCCCUAGAGGGAUUGUUGAAGUAACACCAUGCAAGUUGCGCUCAAAGUAAUCCCCUAGAGAUUUGUCAUACAUAGGCUGUAUGACUAUGGAUCUUGCGUGACGAAAAAGCUUGUCUUAAUGCAUUCAUUGAGUCAGGAGUAGUGUAUUCCAGCACUUAGAUCGAUGCUGCGAAAUGUAGUCAAAAGUCUAUUCCUGCUCAGUGACUUUAAAGAUCUCGUUAGCAUACCAUAGAAUAGGACUGAUUAAGGAUGGUCAACACAUGAUUUCACUCUCAGCUGCAGAGCUGGUUACUGUCUGGUUUAAUUGGAAAAGGUUCUAGGAUGUUCCAUCUGCUGCCCUCGAUCAUCAGCAAUGACCUCUGCUCACGUCAAUUAGAGCGUAUUGCAUAUGCUUCUGUAUUGUCCGAGGAUCACACACAUACUCGGGCACUCUAAUUAUUCACAGGAUCGGCCGAAAUUGCAAAGCAAGCAAAAGAGUAGGUCAAGACACAGCUCUGCAUUUGUAUGGAAGACACCAUAAGUGUAUACAUGUACCAAAUGAGAAAUCUUAUUCAGUGAACUUUUGUUUGACAUCCAUCUAUUCUUCCGGGAUUUCAAACAUCACCAAAGAGUCGCUGUAUGUUGGUCCCAAGCAUCAAUUUAGAAUAUUUGGUACAAAUUUAGGUUGACAGUAUUAUAUCUGCUGCAGAAAAUAAUAUCAGGAGCUUCCUUUCCUUGAUCUUCAGCUGACAAUUAAUGAUACCUAUGAAUAUUCCAUGUAGAAGCUUUGCAUGUAUCCAUGGAAACGUCUGUUACUUUGCAAGGGUACCACAGAAUUGGUAAUGUUGACACAGAUUUUCAGCUGCAUGUUGUCUAUCUCUCAGCUGUAAUUCAUAUACAGUGAUUUGUCAUGUUAUGAUUGGUCACAUUUUAGCUUGAAGAUUUGUUUCAAUAAGUGUUCUUUUUCUUUUUUCUUUCUAUUUUCUUUCUUUCUUCCUCCAUUUACAUGUACUUCCUUUCUUUUUUCUCUCCAUCUUUCUUUCUCUCUUUCAGAAACGAAAAGUUGUGACAGAGGUUUCCAUUCCAUGAAGCUAUAACUCUUCACUGGGGGAGGGGUAUAUUUCGCCAGAUGUUAUUUUUUUUCCUUUUUUCUAAUGGCACCUUUAGCAAGAAAAGAAUAUAAAUUGUAUACCUUUAUUCCUUACAUUCUGAAUUCUCUGACGAACCUCGAAGUCCAAGUAUUUCAUUCACCGUAGAAAAAUCUGUUCUGAAAAAGCACCUUUAAUUGCCUAGCUAUUACACUGCCAUUAAUAUUUAUGUUGUAUUGAAAACUAGCAUUUGUAUUCUCACAACCUUUCUAUCUGAAAUCCUGCCUAGAAUUACAGUCAUACAUAGUUAUUUUUAAAACUUGAAGAGACACCAGUUUUAAAAUGUAUCAACUGUUAAGAUUAACCAGAUAAUGAAAGAUCUCUUUACGUAUCAUUUGAUGAUUUAAGUCCACAAUAUAUAUAUAUAAACAUCCAUUAAAGGCAUCUGUGAACCAUUAUGAGUUACAUGUAGUAUGCUUUCCAAAUUUCCCAAUAUUGUGUUGUAAUGCAAAAGAUCAAUUUUUUAAUGUUCAAAGUGAGAGAUAUUCCUUGAAUCAUUGUGGGGUUUUGAUGUCCCUCAAUUUAAGUAUUUAUCUAUCUGUUUGUACAUAAACAUGACUACUAGCUUGCCAAAUGUCUGUAUUCAGUUUAAGUUACAUUAUUAAUAAUAUUAGCACGCAAGUCCAAUGUGAGAGUAUGUGUUUUUUUAUUUUAAUGUGAAUCCAUUUUCAGUGGAAGUUUCAUUCUCUUUUUGAUUGGACAGUUUUGUAUCUUUAAAAGGGAACUAAAAUAUAUUGUUCCAAUUAUUGAAACUAAGGAGAAACUUCCUUCUGGCAAUUCAAGCUACCAGUCUAUUUUUUUUUUAAUUAAAUGAAGAAUAUUGAGAGAGAAAAUGGAUAUUCUUUAAAUUAUGCAUCAAGGCUUGGAAUAUUAUUAACUAGAUAUUUAGUUUUAACAUUUGAGCUAGUUUCAUGUACAAAAGGAUUAAAUUAUUUGAAGUACUAUUUUUGUUAUUAUACUUAACCGGAGCAGUUCACAUCUUGUAAUGUUAUCCCAAGUACAGCAUCAUUACCCUUGAUCAGUGUAAGCAGGAGGACAUUUCACAUAUGGUGAUCCUUUUACAUCUUCAUAAUUCCAUGACUUAUAACAAAAAUUAUACCAUUAUCUUGCAUGUAUCCUUGAUUUUAUAAAAAAACGUUUUAAGACCCCCUAUUUGUCAGGUACGUGCACACACAAAAAAUCACUAGGGUCCUGUUUAUAUUCAUAGGAUCAUAAGUAUUAACUUUCUAUGCAGACAAUAUUUUGAUACAUAAGUGAUUAUAGAGUGAUUUUUAAAGUUUUUAUUGCUACGUGUAAUCAGGGAGGUACCCUAGUGGUGUAAUUGAAGCAUUCUAUUUUUAUAUUCAAGUAAUCGUGAAAUAAAUGGAGUGGUUAUAUUUCUGAUACUAAUGAAAAUCAUGUAGAAUCUAGUCAUGAGAAAAUCAAUACCAGUUUGAAAUUCAGAUGAAAAUAUGCAUUAUGAUAAAUUGUGCUCUUAUUUUUCGUUACUACUUGUAUGUGACUUGUAGCUCCAAGAUAUAAAUGAAACCAUUUUAAUUACUCCUUUUAUUUGAUUAAAAUAUUAAUAUUUAUGGGAAUGCAGGGCAGGCAACAAUGUAAUUCUAAAUACAUUUGUACAUGUAUUUUUUUGAUGCAUUUCUGUGAAAUACACAAUUUUUUAUCUGCAAAGACAUAUUAAAGUAUACCAUCAACAUUUCUUUAAUAAUAUUGAAGUUGGUUUUUUUAAUAUGAUUUGUGUAAUGUCUGAACAUUUUAAGUAACAUAGUGAAAAGUUUUACUUUCAUCUCUGUCCUUUUUUAUUUUGGUCUCUCUUUCUCUCUCUGCCCCCCUCCUUUCUAUCUCUCUCUCAUUUAUCUCUGUUCACUCUUCAUUCCUAAACUGUGACUGCUAAUAUAUAAACAGUUGGAAAUUUGAAUUCAUACAUUUGCGGUUAUGAAUGUGGUCGACAUACAAAUUUUAUUGAUAACUUGAUGUAAGGUGAAACCAAAUUCAUGUGGAAAUUCAUCAAAAGAGAUGUUUUUAAGAUCAAGUUGUAGUUUUAUUUGUGUGCUUUGAAGAAGAAAAAAUGCGUUCCUGUCUUUCAAACUGCCUUGUAGCAAAUCUUGCAACCACUGGCAACGACAUACAAUGUAUAUCUGAUGAAUACCAAAUUGCCUUCUUCUUUUCCAAUAUCAAGAUCAAAAUAAGUAUGUACUCUGAAUUCUCAGAGUAAAAAAUGUGCAUCAUCUGCAAACUAGCUGCCAAAGAGGUCACAAUUCUUCUUUUUCAAAAGCUACAUUUUUUAAAACGUUUCAUCUGCAAUAAUCAAUGCUUGUAUUCUUCUCAUUAUUUAUUAUUCGAUUUCGAGUACAACUGUACAGGUAUAUUGUUUUGCACACAGUGAUUUUUAUAACUGUCUGUAAAUCUAGCUGCCUUUUUUUAAAUGCAAAAUCUUUAUGCAAUUUUUGUAAUGAAAAUGUGAUUUCCUGACUAUAUUCAGGCUGUACAAUACUACUUCUGUAUAAUUUUGCUCACGCACGAGAGAUAAAGAGCAUAGUGAUAUGUUUUGUGUAUAUUUUGCAACACUUUUUUGUAUUCUGUCCAUUUUGUACUUCAAAGAAAGCCGAAAGAGAUUUGCAAAUAAAACUCUAAAAAGAAAA
Messenger RNA from Strongylocentrotus purpuratus (purple sea urchin), 7086 nucleotides. RefSeq lists its product as uncharacterized. Gene Ontology annotation, molecular function: protein kinase binding. Gene Ontology annotation, biological process: positive regulation of protein tyrosine kinase activity; neuromuscular junction development. The record is from RefSeq and is a predicted model, not a curated record. The transcript has 8 exons. NCBI's taxonomy places the organism in Eukaryota, Metazoa, Echinodermata, Echinoidea, Camarodonta, Strongylocentrotidae. The coding region runs from base 51 to 2936 and encodes 961 amino acids.